Molecule: messenger RNA, 888 nt
Organism: Fusarium tjaetaba
Lineage: Eukaryota; Fungi; Ascomycota; Sordariomycetes; Hypocreales; Nectriaceae
Product: phospholipid-translocating ATPase
Exons: 3
Coding region: 1-888 (295 amino acids)
Cellular component (GO): fungal-type vacuole; plasma membrane
Source: RefSeq, a predicted model, not a curated record
AUGUCGCUGGAACUGCUAGACAACGUGAUCAUCUUUGGUCCCGACGCCAACUGUACUCUCGCUCUGUGUCCCAUAGAAUGGAGCGUCUACCAAUAUCGCCCUUCGCUCGCUGCGAACGUCACCUUCAUCGUCCUCUACGCCAUCGCCAUGGGGACACAUCUCGUUUUGGGCAUCAAGUGGAAGCAGUGGUUCUAUAUGAGCUUCAUGAUGAUUGGGUGUCUGUUUGAGAUUAUCGGAUAUAUUGGAAGGAUUAUUAUGUAUAACAACCCUUUCAACUUUGGCGGUUUCAUGGUGCAGAUUGUGUUUAUCACGAGUGGUCCUGUGUUUUACACAGCUGCCAUUUACGUGACGCUCUCCAAGACGAUCAAAUACUUUGCACCAGAAGUCUCCCGCUUCAGACCAGAACUCGUCUGGUGGAUCUUCAUCCCAGCUGAUGUCAUUUGUCUUGUCCUCCAAGCUGCAGGCGGGGCAUUGUCAACAGUCAACCAGGGCUCCAGCCAAACUGGUGUCGAUAUCGCCUUGGCCGGUCUGUCCCUCCAAGUUGUCAUCCUCGUUCUCUUCUGCGCUCUUCUCGGUGACUAUCUCUGGCGGUACUUCCGCAGUGGGAAUGCCAGUGCAAUGGGAAACCGUAUGAGAAUCUUUUUCGGAUUCUUGAGCGCGGCGGUCAUCCUCAUUCUUGCACGAUGUGCGUUCCGAUGUUAUGAGUUGAGCAAGGGGUAUCAACACUCGGAUCUCAUCACGAAUGAAGGAUUGUUCAUUGGUCUCGAGGGAGUUCUAAUUACCAUUGCGGUAUUCUUCUUGUGCAUCAGCCAUCCCGGUCCUGUGUUCAACGAUGCGAUGACGACCGUGCCGGGUGCCUCGCAGAGCGAUGCUGAUGCCGAGAAGUAA